This is a messenger RNA of Tachysurus vachellii, 848 nucleotides long. RefSeq names its product transmembrane and death domain protein 1-like. Gene Ontology annotation, biological process: signal transduction. Gene Ontology annotation, molecular function: protein binding. NCBI's taxonomy places the organism in Eukaryota, Metazoa, Chordata, Actinopteri, Siluriformes, Bagridae. The transcript is spliced from 5 exons. The record is from RefSeq and is a predicted model, not a curated record. The coding region runs from base 1 to 720 and encodes 239 amino acids.
AUGUUUUUUACUCAGAUCAUAACCACUGCGUUUUUCUCCAUUUUCCUCCUCCUGAGCCCAAGCCUCAGUGAAGACACAGUGAUGGUGGACUUAGGAUUACAUCAGCUGCAGCGACUAGUGGAUCUUCUGACAGUUCAUGAGUGUGAAGAGCUUCUAAUGACCCUCUCAAACCCAGUUGAAAACAUCUCCAAUCAGCUCCAUUCCCUCUCUGAAGAAACAAACCAAUUCAGAAUGAUAGGCCGCUCACCCAGAGAUACAGACAAAAAGUCCCACUGUCAUUCAGUACUGAUUGACUGGCUCCAGACCAAUGGUGAACAGAUGUACUACGACAGACUAUCUCGCACUCUUCAACAGAUUGGAAGGACUGACAUUGCAAUAGAGUUAGGUAAGAACAUUAAUCAGGACAAGACUCUGGCCAUGCAGCGCUAUGUUGACGAAUACCAUGAGCACAUCAACCAAAUACCAUCCUAUUUAAUGCACUCUCAAGCUGAGGAAACACAUCAUUCUGUAAAAAAAGCGAGGAGCUUGUCCUGGAAGCAUUUGGACCUGGUCGUGGAGUGGCAACCAACGCCACCAUACCAGCACCACAUGAUGGAUGGUGUAUGGCCUCUGAUCAUUGGCCUCAUCCUUGGAAUUGUUGGUGCACUGCUCUUAGGCAUACCUACGUUAUUGCUCUUUAUCUUAGGUCUAUCACAAUGUGAUCUCCCUGGUCAAUCCUAAUCUAUAAUCCCAACACCAAAUGUAUCAUCAUUCCUUUUCCUGUUGUGAACAUUCUAUUGAAUCUGUGUUUUUAAAUUGAGCUAUGAUUGUACAUAAACAUUUUAAAUAAAUUCAAAAUCCUCUUGAAA